This is a messenger RNA of Gloeophyllum trabeum ATCC 11539, 1037 nucleotides long. RefSeq names its product peptidase C15, pyroglutamyl peptidase I-like protein. The record is from RefSeq and is a predicted model, not a curated record. The coding region runs from base 1 to 882 and encodes 293 amino acids. NCBI's taxonomy places the organism in Eukaryota, Fungi, Basidiomycota, Agaricomycetes, Gloeophyllales, Gloeophyllaceae. The transcript is spliced from 4 exons. Gene Ontology annotation, biological process: proteolysis.
AUGCCUACCCUCCCGUCGAACCCAUACCGAGUCCUGUUAACAGGUUUUGGACCCUUCGGGUCGUUUGCAGUGAAUCCUUCCUGGUUAGCAGUGAAGCCCUUGCACAAUCUUAUUCUGGACACUCAACCGGCCCCCGUAACGCAUGAGGAGCAAGUUGUACUCGGUACAGACGGCGGCAACUGUGGAAUACGCCAAUUACACAUUACUUCUCUGCAAGUACCGACAGAGUACGAUGUCGUACUUUCCACUGUCCCAUCAUUCCACACCCGACCGCCUACUUUGCCGGAAUCCGAUGAUCCCGGCCAUCCUAUGAUACCUGCCGAUGGGUAUGAUUUGGUCUUCCAUGUGGGCGUCGCGGGGCCUGGUCCUGCGAGGUUGGAGAAGCUAGGCCAUAAAUCGGGCUACCAGAUGAGGGACGCCGCGGGGAAGAUGGCCCCUAUUAUUGCAGAGGAGGGAGGAGAGUUCAUCUACAAACGUAUGACAGAAGCAGAGGAGAUCGAGAUGGCAAGAAUCAGAGAGAGGCUCCCGAACAUCGAAAAGUACCAGCAAACAGGAAAGGUGCCCCUCCGGGGGUUCGCAAAAGGAUAUGAGCAGUUCGAAGAAGAAAUCCACACAGAUAUAGACGUUGAGAGACUCGUAGCUCAUCUGAAGGAGGCAUACCCAGAGUACAUCCGGGACUCGGUAGAUGCGGGGCGGUAUUUGUGCGACUUCACCUACUACUGUUCCCUUGCAGAAGCGCAACGGCAGAAGGAGAAAGAUUCAUCAGGGAAGCGCACCAAGGUGCUAUUCCUUCAUUGUCCGCCAAUAGAUCAGCCGCUGGGUACGGAAGAGGUGACGGAUAUGAUCAAGAGGACGAUCGUCUGGGUAUCGCAGAAUAGCUAGCUCACGUGAGAAAUAGACGACCAGGAAGGCCAUCUACGCCUGGUUCACAGGUUAUGUCGCAGGUCCAGGAGAUGGACACGUUGCUGACAGCCAUCUCCAGGCCGUCUCCGGGAGAAAUAGAGUACAUUGGGUUGCAGUCGCACGGAAACCAGAGA